AUGGGGGCUGCAGUCGCAGGGGCGGAUCCGCGGUUACUGUCGGCCGUUGCACGCGUCCACCUGCAGCUAGGCAGUGUGCCCGAGGCCGAGCGGCUGUUCCUCCAGGUCGAGCGGCAGGUGCCGGGCGACCGGAUGGUGCAUAUGAACCGCGCGCUUUUCUCUGUCGCCAUGGGCAAAUGGGAGUCUGCACGCGACUCCUUCGCUGCAGUGGUGGAUGGAAGGCCGGAGGAGGCUGUGGCUGCAGCGAAUAACCUUGCCCUGUGUCAACUGUACCUUGGUAGCCCGCAGCUUAUGCUGCAGAGCCUGCAGCAGCUAAUGGUUGCUGCGCCGACCGCUGCGGGGACGGCAGAGGAAUUGGUGUUUAAUUAUUGCUCGGGAUUGGAUCUGCAAUAUGAUGGCGCAAGGUUGCGCGAUGCUAAGAUUAAGAAGAUCGUUGAUGUGGCUACGUGGGCCGGUGACGCAUUUGACAUGGGGUCUUUUAAAAUUCAAAAUAAUUAG
This is a messenger RNA of Kickxella alabastrina, 498 nucleotides long. RefSeq lists its product as uncharacterized. The record is from RefSeq and is a predicted model, not a curated record. The transcript has a single exon. Gene Ontology annotation, molecular function: protein binding. The coding region runs from base 1 to 498 and encodes 165 amino acids. Gene Ontology annotation, cellular component: Golgi apparatus; TRAPP complex. NCBI's taxonomy places the organism in Eukaryota, Fungi, Kickxellomycota, Kickxellomycetes, Kickxellales, Kickxellaceae.